Messenger RNA from Bradysia coprophila, 896 nucleotides. RefSeq lists its product as uncharacterized. The record is from RefSeq and is a predicted model, not a curated record. Lineage: Eukaryota; Metazoa; Arthropoda; Insecta; Diptera; Sciaridae.
AUUCGCUUAUGUUGGACCUAAUGCUGAAACGGCAGAAGCACGUAGACUUACUGAAUAGUCUGGUUCAACUGGAUUCAAAUUUAAGAAAAGUUUACACGAACAAUAAAAAUUACGGAAACAAUCUAUUGACGAUGCAUAGGCAGAUAGUCUUUGUUGUUUGUUUCUAUGCGGCAGUUUUGAUCGUCACUUCGACUAUAAAUUGGUAUCAAAUGGCCUAUUUUGAGCAUCUAUGGAACCUUUUGCAAUUCUUUCUAAUCAUUUCAAUUACGUUGGUUGCAUACUAUGUCCGAUGCAUCGCCGUAAUACUCAACCACAUAUGUUUACCGAUCUUCGAAAGACUGGAUUCGAUCGCGAAUGAUCUACGGUCCCCUAGAAACGAUCAUCAAAAGCAUAUUGUAUCGGAAGUGAUGGACUGUUUCGAAUCAUUUGACGAUGUUAUGAGCUUGAAGAAUCAGUUGUCCAGUAUUUUCGGCAUUCAACUGCUACUGAACUCAGCGUUUGAUUUUAUUAUACUAACAAUAUCGGUGUACGGGCUGCUUUAUUUCCAGACGAAAAGUCUACUCUUUCUGUACUAUGUCACCUUUAAUAACAUCCCGCACAUAUUUAAGAGUGUGUCGUUGGUCCUAGCUUUGGAUAAACUAGCAAAUCAAAUAAGUACGCUGAGAUGGUACGCUCUAAAAAUUUCAGUCCAUCCAAACCACAAGCUUUCAGAACUGAUGGACCUAAUAUUCCUUAAGAUUACUCAUAUGGAAAAGGACAAAUAUGUGACUGCUAACGAUUUUUACCCGAUCAACCGGUCAAUGUUAUAUGGGGUAAACUUGCAAUGAUUCGCAAUUUUAAAACUGAGACAAACACAUCUGUCUACAUUGAUUGUUUUAGAUGGGGGCAGCGAUCGU